Messenger RNA from Thecamonas trahens ATCC 50062, 1967 nucleotides. Its product is annotated as glycosyltransferase family 77 protein. The record is from RefSeq and is a predicted model, not a curated record. Gene Ontology annotation, biological process: cell wall pectin biosynthetic process. NCBI's taxonomy places the organism in Eukaryota, Apusomonadida, Apusomonadidae. Bases 68 to 1936 code for a protein of 622 amino acids. The transcript has a single exon. Gene Ontology annotation, molecular function: arabinosyltransferase activity. Gene Ontology annotation, cellular component: Golgi apparatus.
AGCUAGACAGUGACACCAUGCGGUUGAACAACAACAUGGGCAAGGUGCUGCUUUUGGCCAACAUGGCAUGUUGGGCGGUGGUCCUGCUCCUGGUCUGGUCCUCACGGGAGGGGGAAAGAGUGGGGCAGGGAGGGCGACGUUGGCCUUUGCAGGGACAGCGACGGGAGACGAUAGUCUUGGGAAUGAGCAUGGGCAUGGGCAUGGGCAUGGGCAUGACCAUAGUGAUGGUGAUCAUGGGGCAAAACAUGAUCAUGGAGAUGAUGAUACCCAUGAGGUCGGUGCCCACGGACAGGGAACCAUUGUCACCGUCGACCAUCAGCAUCAACACCUCAAGGAGUCGCAACAGGUGGGAGCGCUUGGAGCCAAGGGUAUUCUCAAGCCCGGCGAUCGGCCUGAGCUGACCAAGGAGGCGUUUGAGCGGGUGGCGGUGAACAACCAGAUCAUUGUCACCUUUGCCAACUACCAGCAUCGGCUGUUCAUCGUCUCGUACGUCCGCAACAUGGCCAGGCUGCACAUCACCAACUACGUCAUCGGCGCCUUUGACGACAAGCUGAUGGAGUACCUCAUUGAGCGUGGCAUCUACGUUGUUCGCGUCCGAACCGACGAAAAGGUGGCCGAGGAGGGCCUCGGCUGGGGCUCGACCGAGUUUGUCCGGCUCAUGCGGGCAAAGUACGUGACGAUUGGCAAGAUCAUCAAGUGGGGCUUUGAGCUCCUGGUCACCGACGACGACCUCGCGUACCUCCGCAACCCGCUGCCGUAUCUGUACUACCACUCGCGGCAGGCCGACGUGCUCAUCUCGACCGACAACCUCGACACGACGACGUUUGACGGCGGCCUCGAACUGCCGCAGCCGGGUAAGCCCGAGUUUAACUGUGGCUUUGUCUACGUCCGUCCGACUGAGCGUGCUUUUGCUUUCUUUGACGAGCUUGUGGUCCGCCUCAAGGCCGACGAGAACCUUCGCGACCAGCCGGCCAUCAACAUCCUCAUGGCCGAGGGCUACGAGGGCAUGAAGCUUGUUCCGGGCACGCGCAUCUUCCACGCCUGGCACAGCAAGCUCCGAGUCGGCACCCUACCCACGCUCCUCUUCUGCAACGGGCACACGUACUUUGUGCAGAAGAUGCCACAGCGGCUGGGUGUGACGCCGUUUAUGGCGCACGUCACUCACGUCUUUGGCGGCGACUUUGGCAAGCGGCACCGCCUGCGCGAGACCAUGCUUUUCUCGGACGACGUCGCGUACUACGCCGACGGCAAGUUCCUUACCUUUGACUUUGACCUUCCUGCCAAGUGGCUCCGCGAUGGGUCCGAUACUCCGCGCGAAGCCAUCCCGACGGACCAGAUGGAGCUCGGCAAGUGGCAGGUCAAGCAGUUCCUCGACGCUGCCAUGAUUGCGCGGCUCACCGACCGCAUCCUCGUCGUUCCGCAGCUCUGGUGCGGGUGCGACAAGUUCUGGUACUUUAUGACAAAGUGCCGAGUCUCGAACUCCGAGGGCUUCCAGCUCCCGUUUGUGUGCCCACUCGACCACGUCCUCAAUCCGCAGCACUUUGACGAACUCGGCAUCGUUGACUUUCGUGAGUCGUCGUUCCUCAUCGACCCGCGGGUCCCGGGCUCAGUCACCAACUCGCGGUUCCACUUUUACUUUUGCGGCGGCAACGACGGCCCGUCAUGCGAGGAGGCCACCGCCAUCUCCAACCCGGAGACGCCCGAGGAGUGGCUCGAGGAGGCCCAUCUCGACACCUGGUGGGCUGAGAAGCUCAACUCGCCCGACUACGCAGACUACCGCAUCAUCCACAUCUCGCCCAUGUCGCGCGCCGUCUCGGGCAUGGCCGACGAGAAGUACUUUAAUGAGAAGUGGAAGGACAUUGCCCGCCGCGUCGCCUCCGUCUGGUGCUGCCACAAGGACGGGCCGGUCAAGUACUAUCCCACCCAGUACGAGUAGCCAUACCCGCCGCUAAACUAUAAGACCAAGC